CACUCCGGAGAUUCUCCAUUUAAUUAACAUCUUUCUUAAAUAGUGGUGCUUUUAAAAAGGCUGCAGAAUAGAUGUCUAACUAGGCUGGCUCCAUCAGAGAGGGUCAAGGGGCAGCUCAGAACAACAGGGAGUAAGGGCUGACUCGAUAGAUGGCUACGAAGGAUGUGUAGGGGUGAAACAAAACGUGUGAGAGGCAGACGGAGAGCGGAAAGGCAUGAAGGUUCCUGAUGGGAGCUGUCCAGCCCCGGUGACCGGUGGGGAUGCCCCUCGCCGGGGGGUGGAGGGAAGAAUUGGGUCACUCUUUGGGGCUGGGCGGGGCACAUGAAGUGGAUGAUAUUGCCUGACGCAGAGACGGAUCCGGCUGGAUGGAGGGGGAUUUUAGGGGGGAGGAGAAAGUGGGGGAGAAGGCGGACUUAGAGCUGAUCCUCCCUCCCUUCCAAGGCAUUGUGGCAGCGCCGGGACCUCAUGCCCCACCUCCAGACACCAGGUAAUCAUACCCAGGCCCCGCCCCCAGACUCAAAUCAGGUUCCACCCCUGGAAUACAACCAGAUUUAGGCCCCAUCCCAGAUAAACUGACAGUCAAAGAACAAACACUUAUUAAACUCCUACUAUGUGCCAAGCACUAUGCUAAAUUCUGGAGAAUCGAAGAGGCCCUCGAGAAAGUCGCAGCCUAACAGCGGAGACUCCGGGCGAACGAGCAAUGUACAGGAUAACUAGGAGAAAGUCAACAAACGGAAGGCACUGGGAUUAGGAGGGGUGGGAAGGCUCCGCCUCCGCAAAAUCCGUGACCAACCCUCACCUCCUCAAGGCCGCGGUCCUAGACCGCAUUUGGGGUUUUCCUGGCCAAGAUAGUGUAGUGGUUUGUCACUUCCUUCUCCAGUUCCUUUUACAGAUGGGGAAACUGAGGGAAGCAGUCUGAAAUGACUUGCUCAGGGUCACACGGCUAGUAAGGGAGGAGUCUGCAUUACCGCACUCCAGACCUGGCAGCUCAAUUCAUUCGUCACCUCGCUACCUCAGGCCCUGCCUAGAGGCAUCUUCAGGCUCAGGGCCGGGGAAACACUGUCAACCUCAGGCUCCGCCCCAGGAACCACGGGCCCCACCCUCAGGAGGCCAACAACCAGGUCCAGUUCCGCCCCUGGGUCCUUAGGCUCCGCCCAGACGUCAGCAUCUUUCCUCGUCGCUAUGGCAACCAUUCGCGCUUUCCUACAGCUCCGCCCCCUGACAUCAGUCUCUCCAGGCAGUCGGCCUCCUCUCCAACGCUCCAGAACGGAGGGGAAGCUGAAGUACUUCAGUGAGGACUACCAUUCCCAAGAUGCCACGCGCUCCAUCACUCGGACGGCGGCCGCUGACCAGUCCUGGGAAGGAGAUCCGCGCGUGCGCUGGGGGGGGGGUCGUCGCCCCUCCGCUGGAAUUUCUUCGAGAGCAUGUGCGGAAGGGGCGGGACGCUGAGGGCGCUAGGCAUUGUGGGCUUGUCUCCCAGGCCGCUGGUCGGGGGGCUAGCUCGGCGCAGAGGAGGGGGCACGGGUGGAGGCGGAGGCCGCUCCUGUCUCCAUGCCCGAGGAAGGAGCCCCCCGCUGCCCGGGCCCCGCCGGCGGCGCCACCAUGGGCGAGCUGGGCCUGGGCCUGGAGUUCCACACGUGGCGCCACUUCAGCAGCUUCUUCGACGACUGGUGUGAGCGGCACAAGGUGCUGUUCAUCAUCGCCAGCCUCAAGCCCCUGAUCUCCCUGCGCCAGCCCCCGCUGCCCUACCUGCCCAGCCUGGCCUCCACCCUGCGCUUCCGCUUCGUGCGCCUCAUCUGCAAGCACAGCGGCACCUACGUGGGGCAGAGCGUAGUGCAGCGGGACCAGCAGAGCCAGAAGAUCGACUGCCCGGCCCUCAUCACGCUGCGCCUGGGCCCCAAGAAGGACCGGCUGGUGGUGACGGAGGCCAAGCUGCAGCACAACCACCAGCUCUCCCCGCGCGAGUUCUCGCGCUGCUUCAAGCGCAGCCAGCUGGAGGCCAGCCUGGGGCUGCCCAUCCGCAUCACCAACAGCGUCUCCAAGCGCUUCCUGGCCCCCGACCUGGUCUGGAACCUGGAGGACUACAGCCGGGCCAAGGACAAGGGCAUGUGCCAGCUGCUCGGGGAGAUGCACGCCCUCUUCCGGGCUGACCCCGGGGCCAAGGUCAAGCUGGUCUUCCAGGAGGACGUGGCCAUCCUCAACUCCAUCUUCCUGGCCACGUCGCACAUGCGGCAGCUGGCGUGCUCCUUCCCCCGCCUGCUCUUCUUGGACCAGGCGGCCGGCCUGCCCGGGGACUUCGAGCUGUACUCUGUGCUCUGCCAGGACGCCAACGGGCGGGGCCGCGAGGUGGCCUACUGCCUGGCGCGCAGGGGCACGCCCGACCUGCUGGUCUUCAUCGUGGCCUCGCUGGUGCAGAGCGUCCCCGAGAUCAAGACGCUGGUGGAGUGCCUGACCGUGGGCGUGGCCUGCCUGGCGGGCGUGGACGCCGUGGAGGAGGUGCUGCCCUGCGCCCGCGUGCAGGUGUGCCGCGCUCAGGUGCUGGAGGCCCUGGGGCGCCGGGCGCGGGAGCUGGCGGUGCCCGGGGAGCGGCGCAUCGCCAACCUCCUGCACAACCUGGCCCACGCCGCCUCCCCCAAGGUCUACAGCCAGUACCUCAGCGACCUGGAAGACGUGGCCCCCCUGGAGUUCCUCCGCUACUUCCUGGAGACCUGGCACCCGUACAAAGGCACCUGGGCCGCCUGCUGGGCCUACUACCGGGGGGAGAGCUGCCCCUUCGUGGACCACCUCGAGGCUCACCGGCAGAAGCUGCUGCCCGCCCUGGCCCGAGACGCCUCCCUGGCGGGCUCCGUCCGGGGCUUGCUGGACCUCCAGAGCCUGCCCGUGGAACUUCAGGGGUUGCAGGCCGAAGAGGUGGCCGAGCGCUACCAGGCAGCGGGGCCCGGGGAGGCGGCCGCCCUGGCCGCCGAGGAGCUGGCCCUGGCCCGCCACGGCGGGGGCAUCCGGCCGGCCGAGGGGGGCGGCUUCGUGCUGGAGGGGACUGUGCGGGGGGCCUCCUUCACCGUGGGCGCCGACCUGGCCUCCUGCAGCUGCUCCAUCUUCACAGCUGGCCGCCGGCCCUGCCGCCACAUCUUCGCUGCCCGCCUCUGGGCGGGGAAGGCCCUCUUUGACGUCAGCCUUCUGCCCCCCGCGGGUGGCGACGAUGGGUAAGGGCCUUAGCGGGCCCACGCUGGGGCUUCGUGCAGGCUCCCGCCCUACGGAGGCGGAGGAGGAGGCCGUGGCUUUGCCUUCCUCGGCGCCUCUUUGCU
Molecule: messenger RNA, 3305 nt
Organism: Antechinus flavipes (yellow-footed antechinus)
Lineage: Eukaryota; Metazoa; Chordata; Mammalia; Dasyuromorphia; Dasyuridae
Exons: 3
Coding region: 1552-3207 (551 amino acids)
Molecular function (GO): zinc ion binding
Source: RefSeq, a predicted model, not a curated record